Messenger RNA from Klebsormidium nitens, 1239 nucleotides. The record is from the annotation of a GenBank genome assembly. Lineage: Eukaryota; Viridiplantae; Streptophyta; Klebsormidiophyceae; Klebsormidiales; Klebsormidiaceae.
CUCAAGUUGAGGUGAGUUGCGGGCCUAUUCAGGCCCAUUUCAUUUUCAAAGGGCGCAUUGUAAUCUGAAUCUCCUGCACGCAGCUCAGCUCACACUCACAGCCAAUAAGCAGCAAAGCAGCUCGGAUUAUCGCAAGCAAUUGCCUUCUUUCACCAGAGAUUCUCUGAUGUGUCUUUUGAUUUCUCUAAGUGGUGCAUCAACAAUCCUGCGAGCGCAGCUGUAGAUUGCAGAGUCUGUGUAAACCAAAACAGCUCCUCAAGGAGCUGAGGUUGAUUGCAGCUGCUUCAGCGAUGUCGGUCUUUGCGCCAAUCAUUGAAGGCAUCAAGGGGGUGAAGGAUGUGAACGGAGAGAUCCAAACUAAGCCCUUUCUGGACGUGUGUGGCCACGUGCUCCCUGUAACUGACAAGUUUGGCGCUGCGUUCACUCUGGUGAAGUCUGACAUUGGUGGAAACAUAUCGCGUUUGACCACCAAGUACGACCAAAACCCGGCAGCAUAUCAACUGCUGUACCCAAUCGUCACAGAAGAAGUGAAGGCUGGGACAGCAACUGGUGGCAAAUCAGACAGUCAGGGUCUGCUUUGGUUGAACAGAGCUAUGGAGUUUAUAGUUGCCCUCUUCCGGAACUUGGAGCAGCACAAGGAUUGGACUACAACACAGGCUGCUAAUGAGGCGUACAAUGUUACAUUGAAGCCCUACCAUGGUUGGAUGGCACAGACAGCUUUCACGACUGCAAUGAGAUUCAUUCCGAACAGGGACUCCUUCUUUGCCAACCUUGGUUCUGGCGAUCUCACUGGCGACAUUGACCAAUUCAUUGGUGACUUCUCGCCUCUCCUGGCUGAAAAUCACGAAUUCUUGAAAAAAAAUGGACUAGCUGACCUCAAGGCUUGACUGUAGAGGCUUCUCCUAGCACCACCCGACGUGGGAUGCAGAUUGAUGGCAACGAGGUUUGCGUUUGGCACAUGUUCGAGAGAAGAAGAGCUUCUGAAUUUAUGGAUCCAGCUGCUGUAGUGAUGUUGCUCUGGAGAUACUAUCAAGCCAGGUACUGCCCUUUUUGCUGUGUACAUUCAAAGAUUUUGCCGACGAGAAUAACGACUGACAAUGAUGAUUGACGAAUAUUCAGCCGCUUUUGAGCUCCAGCAACUUAUUUUAUUAUAGAAGAUUCGUAGACUUGGAGGAUCUGGGGCAGAGUACUCAACUCACCCCACUGUUUAAGCAGCGACAUACUGCGCGCACAUGGCAC